AUGAGUGACCCUCUCAAGUCGAGAAACGAGGCGAACUAUGCGUCGGCAAGGGAUAGCGAGUACGGUGAUAUUGUAUAUGAGGAGGAAUGGCUGUUCUCUCAAAGGACAAAGCGUGUGAUUAUAGCCAUCAGCGUCAUUGCAAGUAUAUUUUUCGUCUAUCUCUUUUGCGUUUUAUUGCCGAAAAUGUUCAUCCCCGAGCUGAGGCCCCUUGAGGGAAUUGUCAUGGUUCAAGACUUGCCAGUCUCGUUAGAUCCAGUGGAUCCGCAAACAGCCGCCGAAUGGAACCUAGGGGACUGGAAAGUCGCAGAUAAUGGCGAUGAGGAAAGUGACGAUGAAGAGGAACCAGAGGCCACAACUUCGAGAAAGAAGAUUGGAAAGUUAAGAGAGAGACUUAUUCUCGUUGGCGAUAUUCACGGCCAGUUGAAAGAAUUCAAGAAACUCCUCGGCAAAGUUAAGUAUAACCAAGAGAAAGAUCAUCUUCUUGUGUUGGGCGAUUUCAUCACCAAAGGAAGAGACUCGAUUGGUGUUCUCGAAUUGCUUGACGAAUACAACGCAGACUGCAUUUUGGGCAACCACGAGUAUUAUGUUUUGAACAACUAUGCCAGGUUUCACGGUUUGGAUAGCCCAUUCUUCGUUGCGGAAAACUCGACAGUUCCUUUCCGGAGCCUUCUGGUGUCUCCAUCAGGUUUUAUUGAGGACCCUGAGUACUUAUUGGCCAAGAAGUUGCAGCCAGAACACAUUGCAUACAUCAACAAAUGUCUGUUGAUCAAAAAGCUUGGUCCUGUACCUUUGCACUCUUCAAGGAACAAUGGAAAAAGGAAGCACGCAGAUGGUCUUGCUGUGCACGCCGGAUUGAGGCUAGAUGCUUUGGACAAUCUCAAUGAGCAAGAGCCGAUGGACUGUUUAGAAAUGAGAUCCUACUUGGCGCCUCACUUCAACGAAACAACCGACGAUCCCCAUGAGAAGAACGCCGUUUCUUGGUCCAAAGUCUGGAAUGCAAAGCAGAAAGAGGGUUCCUUGGACCAUGAGUACAUUGUAUACUAUGGGCACGAUGCCCGCAGAGGAGUCAAGUUGAAGAAAUGGGCCAAGGGCUUAGAUUCUGGCUGUGUGCGUGGCGACCAACUUUCAGCCAUGGUCAUUUGGCAAGAAAAAACACCAAAGGGACAUGUAUUAUAUAAAGAGCAGGUUGUUUCUGUCGAUUGCUGA
Messenger RNA from Clavispora lusitaniae ATCC 42720, 1206 nucleotides. RefSeq names its product putative serine/threonine-protein phosphatase. Gene Ontology annotation, cellular component: cytoplasm. Gene Ontology annotation, biological process: polyphosphate catabolic process. Lineage: Eukaryota; Fungi; Ascomycota; Pichiomycetes; Serinales; Metschnikowiaceae. The record is from RefSeq and is a predicted model, not a curated record. Gene Ontology annotation, molecular function: endopolyphosphatase activity; phosphatase activity.